Opisthocomus hoazin is the source of this 3486-nucleotide messenger RNA. Lineage: Eukaryota; Metazoa; Chordata; Aves; Opisthocomiformes; Opisthocomidae. The record is from RefSeq and is a predicted model, not a curated record.
AUGAUGAGUGAUGCAAGUGACAUGCUCGCUGCGGCUCUGGAGCAGAUGGAUGGCAUUAUAGCAGGUUCAAAGGCGCUGGAGUACUCCAAUGGCAUCUUCGACUGCCAGUCCCCCACCUCACCCUUCAUGGGGAGCCUGCGGGCGCUGCACCUGGUGGAGGACUUGCGGGGCUUGCUGGAGAUGAUGGAAGCAGAUGAGAGAGAGGGGCUGCGCUGCCAGGUCCCCGACUCGACGGCGGAAGCUCUGAUCGAAUGGCUCCAGAGUCAAGUGACUAAUGGACAUAUAUCUGGGAAUGGAGAUGUGUAUCAAGAAAGGCUGGCUCGUCUGGAAAAUGAUAAGGAAUCUCUUGUUCUGCAAGUCAGUGUCCUAACAGACCAGGUGGAAGCCCAAGGAGAAAAGAUUCGGGAUCUGGAAUUCUGUCUAGAGGAGCACAGGGAGAAGCUGAAUGCCACGGAAGAGAUGCUGCAGCAGGAGCUUUUAAGCAGAACAUCCCUUGAAACUCAGAAGCUGGAUCUUAUGGCAGAGAUUUCCACUCUGAAGUUAAAGCUUACCUCUGUGGAGAAGGAUAGAUUGGACUAUGAGGACAGAUUCAGAGACACAGAGGAUUUGAUCCAGGAAAUAAAUGAAUUGCGAUUGAGAGUGGGAGAAAUGGACAAUGAAAGACUCCAGUACGAGAAAAAACUGAAAACGACCAAAGAGGAGCUAGCAGCUUUGAAAGACAGACUGGAGCAGAAGGAAGCUGAGGUGAACAGGCUGCAAGAAAAAUUGGUUUGCAAGAUGAAAGGAGAAGGAAUUGAGAUACUGGACAGAGAUGAAAAUUGUAAAAAGAAGCUCAAAGAUAAAAAUAUAGAGGUACAGAAAAUGAAGAAGGCGGUAGAAUCUCUAAUGGCAGCAAAUGAAGAGAAGGAAGAAGCACAGUCACAAGUUCCUUUUAUUUUAGGAUCGGAAGAGCUUCGGCAAUCUCUGAAUAGGUACAAGAAAGUUCAAGACAUGGUGAUAGUGGCUCAAGGUAAAAAAGGCAAGGAAAGUGACAGUGAAGACUUCCUGAAUUCAGGGUCUGUUUCCACGGUUUUAUUGGACACACCAAGUCUGACUGAGCCAGAAAAAAGCCCAUCCACAACCCCAGUAACAGCAUCUCCAAUCCACGAUGAGUUUAACAUGAAUAUUCACGAAGAGAUCCACACCAGUAUUUUACAGAUUUCCAUCCCUUCUUUUUCAUCAACAUCCAAGAACUCAGAAACUGUUGCAGAGAAAGUGAAAACACAGCCUAGGCCAGAUCUUGCAAGUGAAAUGAGUGAAGGAAAAUCAACAGGUUCCUUCCCAGAAACUCAGCUGUGUGAUAGCCCAGUAACUUCUUCGCUGCAGAAGUCCAGCAGUCUGAGCAGCUUGAGGAAAGAGACAUCUGAAACGGAGAGAGACCUUAUGCAGAAGCCAACAGAGGUUAAACCUCCUGUGGAAGGUAAUAAUUUCGCAACACUCCCUCCGAAGUCUCCUUCUCAUGGUGGCACAGGCGAUGAGGAUAGUUUUGGUACCCGUAAAGCCAGAUCUUCAUUUGGACGAGGCUUUUUCAAGAUAAAAAAUAACAAGAGGACCGCGAGUGCCCCCAAUCUGGAUCGCAGUCGAAGUGCAAGUGCACCUACUUUAGCUGAAACGGAGAAGGGAUCUGCAGAUCACUUGGAUCUGGCUGGCUUGCCACCUCGCCCAAAAGAAACCGAUAGUCUACAGAUGACUCCACCUUCUCCAGAUUCCAAGAAGAAGGCCAGAGGGAUCAAGAAGUUAUUUGGAAAACUUAAAAGAAGUCAGUCUACUACCUUCAACCCAGGUGACACAUCUGAGACGGAGUUCAAAAGAGGAGGGACAAGAGCAACGGCGGGGCCACGGCUGGGCUGGUCUCGAGACCUGGGACAGUCUCACAAUGAGCUGGACACGCCAUUCGCAAAGUGGACAAAGGAGCAGGUUUGCAACUGGCUCCAGGACCAAGGGCUAGGCUCUUACAUUAGUAAUGGCAAACACUGGAUACUGUCUGGGCAAACGCUUCUGCAGGCUUCUCAGCAGGAUCUGGAAAAGGAGCUUGGGAUAAAGCACCCAUUGCAUCGGAAGAAGCUUCAGCUUGCUCUGCAGGCACUCGGCUCUGAAGAGGAAAACAAUCAUGGAAAACUGGAUUACCACUGGGUUACCAGGUGGCUGGACGACAUUGGCCUCCCCCAGUAUAAGACCCAGUUUGAUGAAGGAAAGGUGGACGGCCGAAUGCUCCAUUACAUGAGCGUGGAUGACUUGCUGUCUUUGAAGGUUGUCAGUGUCCUCCACCACCUCAGCAUCAAAAGGGCCAUUCAAGUUUUGAGAAUAAAUAACUUUGAGCCCAACUGUCUGCGCAGGAGGCCUUCUGAUGAGAACAACGUCACACCUUCUGAGGUCACCCAAUGGACCAACCAUCGCGUGAUGGAGUGGUUGCGCUCCGUUGAUCUGGCAGAGUAUGCUCCUAAUCUGCGGGGGAGUGGCGUGCAUGGGGGACUGAUGGUUUUGGAGCCUCGUUUCAAUGUAGAAACCAUGGCACAGUUGCUGAACAUCCCACCAAACAAAACGCUACUGAGACGGCACUUGGCGACUCAUUUCAACCUCCUCGUUGGGCAGGAGGCCCAGCAGCAGAAACGCGAAGCCAUGGAGUCCCCAGACUACGUCCUCUUAACAGCAACUGCCAAAGUAAAGCCAAAGAAACUUGCCUUCAGCAAUUUUGGGAGCCUGAGGAAGAAGAAGCAAGAUGAUGUGGAAGAGUAUGUGUGUCCUAUGGAGCUGGAGCGGGCAUCUGGAAGUGUGUCGAAGAAGGGUUUUAAGCCUGGCCUGGAUAUCCGAGUGUAUGACGAUGAUGAUUUGGACAGGCUGGAGCAGAUGGAAGAUUCAGAAGGGACCGUGAGGCAAAUAGGAGCGUUUUCUGAAGGCAUCAACAACUUGACACACAUGUUGAAAGAAGAUGAAAUGUUUAAAGACUUUGCGACUCGCUCUCCUAGCACCAGUAUAACAGAUGAGGACUCCAAUGUGUGACAGUAACCGCCAGGCACUGACCAAGGCUCACUUUCCUAUGUGCAAGAAACAUCACCCUUAUACAUGACGGGCAGCAGAUCAUGUACAUUACAUUGCUCUUGCUUCUGUUUGUUGGAAGUAAUACGGGGGAGUGGAGAAUUUUAAAAAAUAAAGGAGAGGGAAAAAAGGUGCCUACUCUAAAGUUGCCAUAAGAAACACCCAGACACUGUUGAAUGGUAGUUGUUUUUGUUAUAUUUAAUGUACAAACUGGUGAUACGUUUCAGAGUGUUGCAUUUAAAUUUAUGUGGUAUCAUAGUGCUCCUUUUGCUUACUCACAACCACAGAUAAUCCUUUAUACUGUUUCAGAGUAACGGAAGAUGUUAGGUAGAAGUACUGUGUUUGUAGAUAUUGUGCAUCAGCUUUCUCUAGGCUCUCAGCUGAAAAAAGAUGUUACUGCUCUUUUUCAAG